CUAAUUAUAAGAAAUUGAAAUUGGAGAUAAGAAAUUUCGCAGCAGCUUAAAAAGGUCAUCAAAACAAUAAAAUUUAUCUCGCUUGCUUGCUGUGGAUAUAGCUCAAUCUUCGAUCUCGAUCUCCGCGGCUUUAUAGAUUGUCCAAGCAGCCAUCAUGAGCUUCCUGUUUGGUCAGAGUGCUGAGGUCGUCAUUGAGUUGGACGGAGAGGACAAGAGGAAAAAAGUCGACGUCAAAAAUGAGGAAGGGAAGAAGGAAAAGUUGGCCCUCUACUUUGAUGGAGAAUCCGUCUCUGGAAAGGUCCACGUGAAGCUGAAGGGCAAGAGCAUGGAGCAUAAAGGAAUCAGAGUUGAGUUUGUGGGACAGAUUGAGAUGUUCUAUGAUCGAGGCAACCACCACGACUUCCUGUCUCUGGUACGACAGUUACAACCUCCCGGGGAGCUGUCCUCGUCCACCACCUUCAGCUUUGAGUUCUCUCAAGUGGAGAAGCCGUAUGAGAGCUACACAGGGACUAACGUUAGACUGAGGUACUUUAUGCGUGUGGUGAUUGUGAGAAGACUUGCUGACAUCAGCAAAGAGUUGGACGUGGCUGUACACACACUGUCUCACUUCCCAGACAUGAACAACUCACUCAAAAUGGAAGUGGGUAUCGAAGAUUGUCUGCACAUUGAGUUCGAAUACAACAAAGCAAAAUAUCAUCUUCGAGAUAUUGUGGUGGGAAAGAUCUACUUUCUACUAGUGAGGAUAAAGAUUAAACACAUGGAGAUAGCCAUCAUCAAGAAGGAGACCUCUGGAUCACCUCCUAAUAUCUACACUGAGAAUGAACAGGUGGCCAAGUAUGAGAUCAUGGAUGGUGCUCCAGUGAGGGGGGAGUCCAUCCCCAUCCGACUGUUCCUGGCAGGCUAUGACCUCACUCCCACUAUGAGGGACAUUAACAAGAAGUUCAGUGUCCGCUACUACCUCAACCUUGUGUUAGUGGAUGAGGAGGAGAGGAGAUACUUCAAACAGCAGGAGAUUGUGCUGUGGAGGAAGGGAGACCCAAAGACAGCGAGGAAAAGUGUCCCCAAGAAUUAGCCCACUGACUCUGAUAAGACUGCACUAGCUGUGUUGUGUGUGUGUGUGUGUGUGUGUGUGUGUUUUAAUAUUGUCUGGAGAAAGAAUAA
Molecule: messenger RNA, 1161 nt
Organism: Halichondria panicea
Lineage: Eukaryota; Metazoa; Porifera; Demospongiae; Suberitida; Halichondriidae
Product: vacuolar protein sorting-associated protein 26B-like
Exons: 7
Coding region: 155-1072 (305 amino acids)
Biological process (GO): intracellular protein transport; retrograde transport, endosome to Golgi
Cellular component (GO): endosome; retromer complex
Source: RefSeq, a predicted model, not a curated record